Chelonia mydas (Green sea turtle) is the source of this 1904-nucleotide messenger RNA. Its product is annotated as protein S100-A16-like. NCBI's taxonomy places the organism in Eukaryota, Metazoa, Chordata, Testudines, Cheloniidae. The transcript is spliced from 4 exons. Gene Ontology annotation, molecular function: transition metal ion binding; calcium ion binding. The record is from RefSeq and is a predicted model, not a curated record. Bases 1044 to 1397 code for a protein of 117 amino acids. Gene Ontology annotation, cellular component: perinuclear region of cytoplasm.
GCUUCGUCUUUUUCAGCGAGGGAGGGUUCUGUAAUAACUGUAACUUUUCACUUUUAAAAGGAGGAGAGGGCAGAAGUGAGGGGAGGCGGGGGGAACGGGGUGAGAAGCGACCUAGGAAGGGAGGGAGACCUGAGCCAAGGGAAAUUAGUGAACUCUGUCACGUUGUCUUAAAGUACAGGCAGCAGCAGUGAGUUUAGCAAACGGAGAGAGGACAUAAAGGAAAACUUAACCAGUGUGGUAAAAUCUUUGAGAAUAAAGAUUAUAUUAAGAGCUGUGAGCGAGGAAUGAGGCUCCGGGGGUGAAACACGUCGGGAACCCGCACCCCUGCUUUAGAUCCUGGCUCUCAGUGGAGAGUGGGGGUUGUCGCCUGCUCUUGAAAAACUUGAGUUUGUUCCCCCAGUGUCUGUUGCUUUUGAAUGCCUGCCAACUGGGUUGCAGGAGGGCCCUUGCCAGCUGCAGUUAACUGUUUCUGGGCACCUCCAGGUGUCAAUGCAGCAAUCCCAGGUGUUAACCCACUCAUUCUCGGGUUUUCGCUUGGAAGUUCUUUUUUAUCACUCCCCUGCGAUCAAAUCACAGCUCCUGUCUCCUCAUGUGCUCUGUCGCCUGGUCCAUUUUUAACUUCAUCUGAUUUACCAACCCAGUGGCAGUAUUGUUUGCUACUUCUCCUUCCUGGGCACUUACUUCUCCCGUUCGGUCUAGGUCUUGGUUCAGGUUUUACAGGAACCUGGCUCUUAUCCUACGGGUGACCCCUGCCCGUGGCUUGUUAGGUGGCCGGUUUGGGUCAUUCCCAAUGUCCCCAUUGCAGCACCCAUUCCAAUGAUUCCGUGUUCCAGCUUUCAAUUCUGCUCUGGCCACCACGUUCCCUUUCUGUCCCCAUUGUUCAGGCUCUACAAAAGUGCUCAAAGUGUGUUGUUGCCCAGCAAGAUUCAGACCAGGGAGCGGCAGGUCUCUCUUUCGCAGGUUCUCUACAGCUGUUUCCACCCUUGUAGGCGGUUUUGGGUGCUUGCCUUAAGCAAACCAGGAGCACUUUCCCCUGCGGGCCCAUGGGGCAGAGUUUGCAGCCGGAGCCGUCCGGGGAGAGGAGCGGUGGGAGGAAGCCGGCCCAGAUGGAGGGGGAGGGCUCUGAGCUGGAACGGGGCCUCCAUGCCAUCGUGGGCAGCUUCUACAGAUACGCCGACGGCUCCGAGGGAGCUAAGGAGCUGGACCAGGCGGCUUUCCAGACAUUGCUCAGCAAUGAGCUGAGCCGUCAGCUCACGAGCUCCGAGGACCAGCAGGCAGCGCUGGACCUAUUUGAGAAGGUGGAUGCCAACAAGGAUCAGAAGAUCUCCUUCGACGAGUACUGGGAUCUCAUCGUAGAGAUCUGCCGCGUGAUCCGGCGCAGCACUUAUAACGAGUAGCGACCGGGAAGCGGUGUCUGGUGGGGAAACUGAGGCACGCGCCUCAUCGGGAAAUGCCCCCAAACCCUUUGCCUGAAGCACUCAAAGCAAACCUGCACCUCCCCCACCACACCACACCCCUGCUUAACCCAGCGACCUUAAUCUGUCUGCCCACCCCCCAUCCCCGUCCCCAUCCUGCACAUCUCAUGCUGCUGCAGCUGGCCCUGUCCCCCACACCUGGAUCCCAUCCUGAUCACCCCUUGGCCUUUGCUCCCCAUCUCCCCCACUGCUGGGAGUCACCCCGUACACCCUGAAUCCGCCCUGGCUUGUGCUCCCCGUGUCACCCAUCUCGCCUCCAGCCCUGGCAUGGGAGCCCCACACGACCCAGCUCUCCAUCAGCUGGGCUCCCCCGCCGAUCCCUGCCCCAUCACUGGGAUCUCUCCCCCACCCCCUACGGCUUGUUCUCCCCACGCCACCCACCGCCCCGCUGUCACUCGGUAACACGGCUUGAAUAAAGAGCCUGCUCUG